CUACUGUCCAAUCGGAAUGCUCCUGUGUUUUUUCUAGUCCUGCACAGUGCCUCUGGCUGCAUUUGCUGUGCUGAAAUCGAGUUGGAUAGAGCAGAAAGACUUUCCUGUGCCAAUUUGAAACUGCAUUACAGACUGAAUCCCUGAUAAAAUGCCAUACUGCAUCGUGAAAGGGUGUCCUCACCGAACAGGUCAAAAAGUGAAAUAUCCCGAUGUGGUUCUACAUCCAUUUCCAAGUGAUAUUCAUUCAAUUAAAAAAUGGUUAAUGCAAACCGGACAACAUAAUGAAGAUAUCGAUACCUUAUCCGAAAGGAUUUUUAACGGAAAAAAAAACAAUACUUUUAGAAUGUGUUCUACACAUUUCACACCUGACUCUUACAUGAUGAGGGGUUCAAGAAGACUUCUAACACCAACAGCGGUUCCCACUCUUUUUGCAAAUAUACCAACUCCAGCUAUUAUUAAUGUUCCUUUGGAAGCAACUCUGCCUUCCCAAAAAAGGAGAAGAGUCGAUGACGAGGAAGCAUCCACCUCCACACAAUUGGUCCGAAUUGUGUCACAUCUUAUCACUGUAGCAACACAAACUGAAUGUUAUACAAAGACUUGCUCAACAAUGACAUCAAGAAGGAUGUUUUCUCGUCAAGCAAGUACGCAAACGACUGCAAAUGGAGGAAACGUAGUUUCUACACAAACGGAAGAUAUAUAUCAAGCUGAUGUAGUGCAAGUUAGAAAGGAUCAUACUUAUCCAGUUUGUUUUUCUACACCUUUAAAAACUACACAGCCAGUUACUGAUAUAUUAUCUGCAUCUCCCAUUUCAACAACCUUACAAUCUCAGGAGAACCCAGAAACACCAUUGAAAGAUCAGGGUUCACUCAUUACACACCCAUCCUCAAUAUUUUCAUCACCUACAGUAACAGAACCUAGAGAUACUACUUUUGAAAUAUCUGAACCAUCAUCUUCUGAAAAAUCAGAAGAAGAACAAGAAACUACGAAAAGUGGGCCAUCCAAGUAUUUCAGAGCGAGAAAAUUUCUAAUCUUUGAAGACAAUUUAGAUGCCCUACUACAUCUUGUCAGAUGCCAGCAUGCAGUAAAACCACCAUGUCAGGCACCUAUAGUAGAAAUUAAAAAAAGUACUGACGGAAGCUUACUCAAGGUUCAAUUGUGUUGUAUAGAUGGACAUACUUCUUUGAAAUGGUUUUCACAGCCUGUGGUGGACCAAACAUCUAUUGGAAAUGUAGCUCUGGCUAACGCUAUCAUUCUCAGUGGUUCAACAUAUAGAAAACUGAGAGAUAUCUUCACCAUUCUCAAUGUACCCUUUUAUUCCCAUACCACGUUUUACCACUAUCAACGAAAAUUUGUUUAUCCAGCAAUAGAUAUACAGUGGAAAAAAGAACAGGCUGCUAUAAUGAAAUCGUUAUCAGGACAAUCCGUCGCCUUGGCAGGCGAUGGACAAUAUGAUAGUCCUGGACAUUCUGCCAAAUAUUGUACAUAUUCAAUGAUGGACCUUAUGUCCAAAAAAAUUGUCCAUUUUGAAAUUGACCAGGUCGGUCCUGGCAAAAAUGCAAACAAACUGGAACCAUUAAACUUUGAGAAAGCAUUGAACUGGUUGAUCCAUGAAAAAGUUGAUGUUAAGAUAGUUGCUACAGACAGGCACAACGUGAUCAAAACUAUCAUGUCAAGUACAUUUAAACAUAUAGACCACCAAUUUGAUGUGUGGCAUCUGUGCAAGAGCAUACAUAAAAAAUUAUUGGCAGCAAGCAAAAAAAGGAAUUGCCGUGACAUUGCAUCCUGGAUCAGUCCCAUUACCAAUCAUUUGUGGUGGUCAUCACAAACCUGCAAGCAAAACGUCAAUGUUCUGAUCGACAAAUGGAAAUCAUUACUAUUCCAUAUUGCCAACAAGCACACUUUUAAAUCCCUGCGAUACUAUAAAAAAUGCCAGCAUCGACGGCUGACUGCAGCACAGAAAAAAGAUAUCAGGUGGAUUGGUUCAAAUCAUCCUGCACACAACAGUCUCAAACUUAUUAUUAAUGGCAAUUCACUGUUACGUGAUAUUGGUAAAAUUGAGAAAUUCUGCCACACCAGUGAUUUAGAAAAUUUCCAUAGCAAAGUGCUGAAAUAUAAGCCCAAGAGAUUAUGCUUCAAAAUGGAUGGGAUGAUUGCCAGAACAGCACUAGCGGCUUUGUCACACAACAGAAAUGUCAACAGACAACAGGCUGUUGUAAAAUCUGGCAAAAAAUCAACCUUGGCUGUAGGCAAAAAACGAUUUAAAAUUGUGUUUCCUAAGCAAAAAAAACAAUGGGUAGCCAAACCAAUAUAUGAGGCACUUUUGGAUGAACACCUUUUUGAGAUCAUGUCAGAUUCAAUAAAAAUCUUGAAUGGUGAAAUCACCCAUGAAUGGCUUUCUAUGUCAAAAAGGAUGCCCAAAAAUAUUGCUACUUGUGAAAGACCAGCAAAAUCUGAAGUAAUUGAGCAAUAUUUGUCACGAUUUGAAAAAUCCUGACAUAUGUCAAAGGACUAGCAACGUGCACAUAAAUAUUCCAUAUUACCUUUACAGUAAUGUAAAUAAGUAAUAAAAGUCAUGAGACAAAUAUUUUUUACAAUUUACGUUUUUUUAUAUAACAAUCAUGUGUUGGAUAUUACACAGUAGUCCAAUACAUUCAAACAACUGAAAAGACUUUGUUUGCCAAAGUAAAAUAUUUUGUUUCAAAAUAAAACUAUUUACAAAUGUA
This is a messenger RNA of Xenopus tropicalis (tropical clawed frog), 2723 nucleotides long. RefSeq lists its product as uncharacterized. Bases 149 to 2494 code for a protein of 781 amino acids. The transcript has 2 exons. Gene Ontology annotation, molecular function: DNA binding. The record is from RefSeq and is a predicted model, not a curated record. Lineage: Eukaryota; Metazoa; Chordata; Amphibia; Anura; Pipidae.